AUGUCAGCAGCAUUGGAGAUCACCGGGUUCUUGCUGGGCACAGCCUCCUGGCUGGUCACGGGCACUGCUCUGGCAAACGACUACUGGAAGGUGUCCUCAUUCUUUGGCAGCGUAAUCAUCUCAAACCGCCAAUAUGAGAACCUCUGGCACUCAUGUGCUGAGGACAGCUCUGGGAUUGCCGAAUGCCGAGACUUCGAAUCCUUGCUGGCCUUGCCACGCUUUAUGCUAGCAUGUCGAGCUCUGAUGAUCAUCUCCCUCCUCCUUGGCCUGUUCUCCAUGGUGAUAUCCAUCCUCGGACUCAAGUGCAUUAAAAUUGGUAGUGUGAGGGAAGAUACAAAGUCCAAAAUUGCCGUAACUGGUGGUAUUCUCUUCAUCCUGGCAAGUCUUUGCUCGAUGACCGCCAUCUCUUGGUAUGCUGCACGUGUUGUUCAAGACUUCAACAACCCCCUUUAUGGAGGCAUUAAGUUUGAGCUAGGUGCUGGUCUCUACAUGGGCUGGGCCGGAACCGGCUUGUCUAUUAUUGGAGGCUCACUGCUCUGCUGUUCCUGCAAUCAAUGGUCCAAAGGCCAAUCCAAAGGAGCAUACUAUCCACCUAGUCAGGCACAGAAGAUCCACAAACCUGUGUCAGAAUUGGAGACGGCGAGAGCCUACGUUUAAACUUCAAGAUUUUAUGAAAUAUAUGAGAUGUCCUUUACUGUUGUUACUCAGUUUUGUGUUUUAAUCCACAUAUUUUUUUUCUACGUUU
Electrophorus electricus (electric eel) is the source of this 745-nucleotide messenger RNA. RefSeq names its product claudin 15-like a (gene cldn15la). Lineage: Eukaryota; Metazoa; Chordata; Actinopteri; Gymnotiformes; Gymnotidae. The record is from RefSeq and is a predicted model, not a curated record. Gene Ontology annotation, molecular function: structural molecule activity. Gene Ontology annotation, cellular component: bicellular tight junction; membrane.